Messenger RNA from Dalotia coriaria, 923 nucleotides. RefSeq names its product RNA-binding motif protein, X-linked 2. The coding region runs from base 128 to 832 and encodes 234 amino acids. The transcript is spliced from 2 exons. Gene Ontology annotation, cellular component: catalytic step 2 spliceosome; U2 snRNP; precatalytic spliceosome. Gene Ontology annotation, biological process: mRNA splicing, via spliceosome. Lineage: Eukaryota; Metazoa; Arthropoda; Insecta; Coleoptera; Staphylinidae. Gene Ontology annotation, molecular function: RNA binding. The record is from RefSeq and is a predicted model, not a curated record.
AGCGACGCGCACGAAAAUAUUUGUGCUUGGGGGUUAUACAAAUACAGGUUAUAAGGUGUUUUAAGUGUAAUUAAAGUGUUUUAAAGCUACAUAUUCUGUCUAAGAAAGAGCAGAAUUGAUUGAUAAGAUGAAUCCUUUAACGAAUAUGAAGAAUGUUCUCAAAUUGAGUGCACAAGAACUAGCAGGUCUUAACAAAACCUCAUGGCAUGAUCAGUACAGAGAUAGUGCAUGGCUAUUUGUGGGAGGACUGCCAUAUGAUCUCACUGAAGGGGAUAUAAUCUGCAUUUUCUCCCAGUAUGGUGAAAUUGUGCAUCUGAAUCUGAUCAGAGACAAGGACACUGGUAAAUCACGUGGUUUUGGUUUCAUCUGUUAUGAAGAUCAACGUUCCACCGAUUUAGUGGUGGAUAACUUCAAUGGAAUUAAGAUCCUAAACAGGACCAUUCGAGUGGAUCAUGUUAGUAAUUAUAAAGUGCCCAAGAGUGAGAAAGACAAAGUGAAGCAAAUUCAAGAACAGCAGGGUAUGGGGGUUGCAGAUGAAGAUGAAUUAGAAGAAAGGCAACAUAAGGCCAAGAUUAAAAGAUUUAAAACUGAAGUGAAGCAGGAACCAGUUGAUGCCAGAGAAACAUUAGCUGAUCAGAUUGUAGGUGACAUUAAAUUGCCCUACAGACUGCCUAUUUAUCAGGUUAAGCAGGAACCAAUGCAAGAAAUUGUUGAUAAGAAGCCAGACACUAACUUGAAGAAACCAAAGAAGGAAAAAAAGGCCUCAAAGUCAAGCAAGAAAAAGAAGUCUAGGUAUUCUAGUUGUGAGCGUAAUAACUCAGAUAGUAAUUAAUGGGUGGUUACUAUUUUAAUUUAUAUAAUAAUAAUAGGAAAUUAAAAGUUAAAUUUUAAUUGAAUGGUGUAAUAAACUAGAUCUACAAAUC